AUGCUUGGAGUGGCAUUUUUACACAGUAGCCCAUUCAAAAAACAUCCGUGAAUAUUUUCUAAAGCAAAUCUAAAAAUCUAGUCUACAAAUCGUAUUUACUACUUAAGUUGAGGCCUUAGGCUCUACGCAUUUCUUGGUUUUUUUUAUUUAUUAGUUUUCAGUUGCAAGUAAUUUAUAAUACUACUAACAAUGUGCUCCAAAACCAAUGAACGUGCAACUAGGCUCCAUGAGCCAGGAAGAGUUUGUCGGGAGUUGCUCUACCUCAGAUCAAAGAUGCCUGUACGUGAAGUUCCUGCUUUUACCUAUCAGGCACUGCAGCCCAACACGGUAGUAAAGCCUCCCCCAAAAAUCGACAUCUUCAAGCGAAAGCCAGUGAAGGAAACCGUUUUCAAGAUCUAUUUCAAUCGCGGGGACAUUCCGUGUGUAAUGUCCGGCCGGACUAGCAAACAAGAUCCGACCAAGGAGCGCCCGGUGAAAUGGCACUGUGUUCCGGAGAAUCUCGACUAUUGCUACUAUUUACCCAUCUUUGUGGAUGGACUGGCGGAUAUGGACUAUGACACCCGGUUGCUGGCUGUCAAUGGAGCCAUUGACCUCAUCAUGAGGUCACCCAAAAAGGUUCUACCAGUCCUGCCCAAACUGAUCCUUCCGCUCAAAAGGGCCUUUCAGACGCGCGACAAGCGGAUCAUCAUAUCCGCCCUUCAGGUCAUUCAGCUGAUGGUUCGCCUGGGUCCUUGUGUGGGUCAAGCCCUCGUCCCUUUUUACCGUCAAUUGCUGGCCGUGUGCAAUCUUUACAAGAACAUCAAUGUGAAUCUGGGAGAGGGAAUCGAUCCUGAUCGCAACUGCCGCAUCGGCGACGUCAUCGAGGACACCCUCAAGUUGCUGGAGUAUUGCGGAGGACCCAAUGCCUUCAUCAAUAUCAAGUACAUGGUGCCCACGUACGAAAGCAGCGUCUUCCCAAAAUGCGAGGCACCCCAGCCACGAGAUCCCUGAGUCUUCCGCUUGCCGAUUUGCUUUUCUUUGGAGGACUUUUUGCCUAAAGGAAUAUCCAUGUUCGGCUGCACUUACCCCGUACUUGUGUCAACGACUUACCACCCGAGACCCCCUGGAACACGGCCAUCUGUUAGACAGUCAAGUGAUAAAUGCCUAAUUAAUUUUUAAUUUUCGAAAACGCAAAAAAGGCGGCCGGAGAUAAACAAAUAAAAGCAGACGUUGCAAUACAUAUACAAUUUUUU
This is a messenger RNA of Drosophila eugracilis, 1232 nucleotides long. Its product is annotated as parkin coregulated gene protein homolog. Lineage: Eukaryota; Metazoa; Arthropoda; Insecta; Diptera; Drosophilidae. The record is from RefSeq and is a predicted model, not a curated record. Gene Ontology annotation, molecular function: Hsp90 protein binding; Hsp70 protein binding. The transcript has 5 exons. The coding region runs from base 190 to 990 and encodes 266 amino acids.